Caenorhabditis auriculariae is the source of this 3140-nucleotide messenger RNA. The record is from the annotation of a GenBank genome assembly. Lineage: Eukaryota; Metazoa; Nematoda; Chromadorea; Rhabditida; Rhabditidae.
AUGGCGAAGGGAUCAGAUGAUGAAACGUCGAAAACAAGCUCGGAAGCUUCGAGCUUUGAUAUUUUCUCCUCGAAGCAUUUUCGUGCCGGCUUCGCCUUCUCUUUGACUUUUGUGGUCGGUUUUGUGUCUCAAAAACUUUGAGUUUAAUAAGAGAGGUCAUUUUAAUGUGGGGUUUCGAACUACGUGUAAUUUUGUCCGAACGCUAUGUGAAGGUCUGGAGUUCAUCAUAAUUGCAACUUCCUUUUUUGAAGUCUUCUGAAGAUUUUGAAGUUGCCAAUACUUUUUUAUAUCUUGAAGCUGCCAAUUUGCCUAAAGAAAGCUAUAUCCUCAAAACGGAAAUUUUUCUAGGUUACUACUAUGGAAGAUUCGCAUCUAUACCUUCAGAUAUCGCUUUGGAAAUUUUAUAGAUGAUUCGAAAAUUCACACUAAAAUGACCUCCCUUGUAAGCUUUUUCCAAAAUUUCCAUCGGGAGUUUUUCGUUGCAGUUUCUUCUGUUUGUGAUGUUUCACACUCAUGACGAGGACCUCGAGAAGUCGCGGAGAAUUCUCUCAAACAAGGAGUUAUUUGAGGAACUCGAGCACAAGUAUGGAGGCAGUCGUGUGGUGUAAGCUCACAAGAUUUUUUGAAAUUUUCAUUGAAAAUCUUUGAGAGGUCACAUUUGUGGGAAAACCGAGUGUUUCCAUGUGAGAGACGUCUUUGGAAAGGAUGAGAAAGGGUUUGAUUUGAUUUUUCGUCUUUAUCUGACUUUUCUACCUCAAGAGUUCAUUUUGCGACGCGUGUCAUUCAUCAAGUUGGUCUUCCAGAAGGAUGCAUCUCCAUGAUCAAGCUGAAACAGCCAGGUAAACAAAAAAGAAAAUGGGCCGGGAGUUGAACCUGGCCCUUCCCUACGGUAAGCGAGCACACUACCACUUAGCCACCAAUAUUACGAAGAUAGUUUUUUUUUCAGUACGGCCUACUAUGCGCUCUCUGAACACGAGGGAUUGGGAGAUCGACAAGCGAGUUAUUGACCGAAUGGGCUACAACGGCAGGUUGAUAGGUAGAUUGUUUAUAGUUUCAUGGGGAGCAAAACAAGUGAUAUUUUUGGGAAGAUAAUUUAUUUCUUAUUUUUGAUAAAUUUCACCCUUUGGUAGCCUGUUAGAAACGCUUUUUAAACUUUACUUAUCUUAAAAUUGCUCUGUUCCAUUUUUGAGUUGGUACGGGGUUUCGAAGCGGGUAUCAAAAUACAUCAAAGGUACGACUUCCUUUUUAUUUUUGGUGCGAAACUUGAAUUUUUAUUUUUGAGGUUACCGAUUUCUACUCUUUAUUCAAAAAAAUAUAGAAUUUUUCUCAUCAUUUUUUUAUUGGAUCUUUAGUCUCACAAAUGAUAAUUUUUUUCAUUAUCACCUUCUGUAGGCACUAACUUCAGAGUUUAUUUUCACGAGCGGGGCCGUGCCGAUGAACCUACAAGCGAAAGCUGAUGUACUAGCUAUAGGAACUGGCGGCGGAGCCAUCAUGAAUUAUUUGUCAGCCAACUUUCCCAAUGUGAAUUUUCUUGAUAGUUAAAAAAAUAGAUUCUUUUUCUUCAGUUCAAUGUGACCGGCGUUGAAAUCGAUCCCCUUAUGAUCGACAUUUCGCGGGAUUAUUUCGGAGUUCGGCAGAGCGAAAAGGCGCGAGUUCUCGAAGCCGACGGGCUCAAAGUUCUGCAGGACAUGGCUGAGGCAGGUCUGUUUUUCAUGAACAUCGGAAUGAAAUCUUUCUAAAAAAAAAAUUUAAGGAGAUACGGUAAAUGCGCUAAUUCUGGACGCGUGCAACAACGACUUCCGCGAUGAAUGGACCUGUCCGAUCGUCGGUUUCCUUCAAGACUCUACCCUGAGCAACAUCAAAAAAGUCAUUGGAAACAAGGGUCUUUUAAAGAUAAACCCUGUCAAUCCACUUUGAAUCGUUUUCCAGGUGUGAUUGCUAUGAACGUUCUUGCUGGGAGUGGUCUUGAGACUAGUACAGAAGUGGUCCAGGUCGGAUAGAUUUCCUCAAAUCUCAAAACGAAGCCUUUUUAGCUGCGCGAAAAGUUGAAGAUCUACUUUUCCUCCUGCACUUUCACCACUCUGGAGCAUAUGGACAACGUGGUUUGAUCUUGAGUAUAUAUAUGGUAGAAAGGCUUUUGAUUAUUGGUCGUCCAGAAAAGAAACCCGGAUUUCCAUUUCGCGCCAACUAAAUGAAAAUUUUGAUCUCUUUUCAUUAAAUUCAAACUUGGUAGUGUCCCCGGAUAUAUUGGAAUUUGAAAAAAACGAAAAAAUAAAAUUCGAAAAAAUUGUAAAAGUUGGAUAAACCUAAAUUUGAAAUUGCCAUGGAGCAGACUUUCACAUUGCUCGAACGCUUGUUUCGGCUCUAAUUUCAGGCUAUUGCUUAGGAACGCCAGAGUGGUCCCUUGAGAAGAAACCUUAGAGGUCCUUGUAGGUUUUCCUCUAGAAAUCACCUUACCUCCCCCUAUAGGCGGCACUAAAACAGACUUGUGCGAGGGUCGGACCAUUAGCUUAUUGGGAUCCCGGCCAUCUUUAAAAACUGACGCAGUCCGGUCUUACUGACCCCUUAAGCAAAAUUACGGGGUCCGGCGGAAAAGGCGCAACUUUCUUCAAGUAAAAUAUCAGACUGUUCUACGAUAAAAAUCAGGUUUUUCAUUAUUUUUUCAUUUACAGUUCCACAAAAACUACGAUUCAAACAAUAAAAAGAAUUUUUCGGUGGAAGUUUCGAGUUUAAAAGAACGUAUUUUUGAAGAGCCCCAAGCCCGCAAAGGCUUCUUUGCAAAAAUGAGGCUUGAAGCCCGGGCUAGGCUGUACCGCCUGAUGCACAAGUCUGGCUCUCCUAUCCAGGCUAUUUUUUGAACGAUCAAUCUUUGCAUGUCGAAUUUUACCUGGAUGCCUUUGAUUCUUUUUUUUGUAUCAUUUUGGUUUUCAGGUUGUCGAAUGUAACAACAUAGUGGAGAAAAAGACCGCUGUUCAGCCUUUGGAGGCGAAAGAAUUCGUCGAGAAGAAUGGCAUCGAGCAUAUCCUGGUGAGAUAGUUUUCAAGGAGAACCAGCUUAUUCCUGAAUUUCAGUUACAUGUGAACGAAAAAUCGUACAUGAUCUACAAUUCUACGCAAGAGGAGAAUGAACAUGAACUUUGA